This is a messenger RNA of Actinia tenebrosa (Australian red waratah sea anemone), 1101 nucleotides long. RefSeq names its product octopamine receptor beta-1R-like. Gene Ontology annotation, biological process: G protein-coupled receptor signaling pathway. Gene Ontology annotation, molecular function: G protein-coupled receptor activity. Lineage: Eukaryota; Metazoa; Cnidaria; Anthozoa; Actiniaria; Actiniidae. Gene Ontology annotation, cellular component: plasma membrane. The record is from RefSeq and is a predicted model, not a curated record.
AUGGAAAACAACUGCUCGACGAACGCAGGUCAGAGCAGAACUCUCCUCGAAGCGCUCAACAACCCAAUCUUUACACCGAUAGCACUGUUCCUGGUCUUAAUAAUAAUUGUCGCUAUCUGUGGCAAUCUAGUAGUUAUAAGAACUGUUUGCGUGACUCGAAAGCUUCAUUAUCCUGCAUUCUAUUUUGUGGUUAGUUUGGCUGUGGCGGAUUUGUGCGUUGGAUUUUUGGUUGUUCCAUUACAACUGGUCUAUCAUGUUACAGGCUAUAUGGAAGGAUACGUACUAGGCAAGUGGAUAUUAGGAGAAAUAGCCUGUGAUUUCUGGACUUCAGUCAGUAUAUGGUUUGCCUGUGCGUCUCUCAUCAAUCUCUGUGUUGUCAGCUGGGAUCGCUACGUCGCUGUGACGUCACCUCUGACCUACAACCUGCGCAUGCGUGAUAGCAAGGUCAAGCUCUUGAUCGGACUGGUUUGGAUGAUAUCUCUUUUCUUUGGUAUUCUCUACACACUUAGUUAUAAAUACUCGGCAACCAGAGUUCUCUGCACCACACAAGGUCUUUCUACUAACUUCACAGUUCUUGCAUUUGUCUUACUGUUUCUUCUUCCAACGUGUUUUAUCAUAUUCGUCAACUACGUGGUGUUUAAAAUCGCGCGCACACACAGACGGCAGAUCGACAACUUGGAGUACUCGGUUUCAGUUUCCGGUGUAACACCAGCGCCUUCAACUACGUCACUUCGCCAGAAAACAUUCCAUGGCCAGAGUAUCGCACAAAAGAAAUCGCAGAAGACCUACAAAAUGCUCCUGGUAAUAAUCAUAGCGUAUAUAGUAUGUUGGACGCCAUUUUUUCUACUUUUGUUGAUACAAAUUUUUAUGGCUAUUUCGGAGAGUGCUAGUUAUAUGGGAGUGCUCUUAACGUAUCUAAACAGUGCUAUCAAUCCAUUUAUAUACGGAGCUUUCAAUAGAGAAUUCAGGACAGCGGUAAAGAAAUCGCAUCGGAGAAGAAAUAGAAUUGGCAUCUUGAAGGAAUCUUUUGUACCGACAUCACAAGCAAAUAUGUUAAAAAUACCAAACAGUUCUCCCUUUGUUUCUUCCGGGUCUUCAUAA